Suillus subaureus is the source of this 1008-nucleotide messenger RNA. RefSeq names its product cyclin-like protein. Gene Ontology annotation, biological process: transcription preinitiation complex assembly; transcription initiation at RNA polymerase II promoter. Gene Ontology annotation, molecular function: TBP-class protein binding; RNA polymerase II general transcription initiation factor activity. The coding region runs from base 1 to 1008 and encodes 335 amino acids. The transcript is spliced from 3 exons. NCBI's taxonomy places the organism in Eukaryota, Fungi, Basidiomycota, Agaricomycetes, Boletales, Suillaceae. The record is from RefSeq and is a predicted model, not a curated record. Gene Ontology annotation, cellular component: transcription preinitiation complex; nucleus.
AUGGCAUUCGUUCAACCUUUCCCACUCGCAGCAGCGGCCCAAAAAACACAACAACCUGGCUGCAGAGAUCCAAAUCCGAAUAUUGUCGAAGAGUUUGGGAGCGGGGAUCUUGUGUGCGGGAGCUGUGGACUGGUCCUGGGUGAUCGUAUUGUUGAUACGAGAAGUGAAUGGAGGACAUUCGCAAACGACGAAGGCGAUGAUCCUUCUCGUGUUGGUGCUGCGUCGGACCCUCUAUUAGAGGGCAUAGAGCAACUGGAUACGCUCAUCAGUUUCCGUGAUGGCGGUACGGGAAUUGCACGCGAGCUUCAACGUGCGGCUUCUCGCUCCCAGAGCUCGCGCUCGGAGCGGAAUCUUCUUACCGCGUUCCGCGAUAUUGGCAGCUGGUGUGACCAGUUCUCGCUUCCCAAAACCAUCAGCGAUAUUGCCAAACAGCUAUACAAGCGCUCAGACGAGGAGAAACUUCUUCGUGGAAAACCCCUCGAGGCUGUUAUCGCCGCGUGCAUAUUCAUCGCGUGCCGCCAAGCUCACGUCCCUCGUACAUUCCGUGAGAUUUGUAACUUGACCCAUGUGUCGAAGAAGACGCUCGGACAGUGCUACAAGGCACUUGAGCAAGCUUUCAAUCUUUCGCCUGGAGCUACUGCGCAGGUCAAUGCGAAUGGGAGCAACCCGUCCACUGGCCCCGAAAACUUGCUUGUUCGUUACUGCAAUCACCUUGAUCUUCCCGCUCAUGUUCAGUCUAUUUGCGGUGAUAUCAUCGUUGCAGCACGCCAGCAUGGCGUUGCGGACGGUCGUAGUCCAGUUUCUAUCGCUGGCGGGGCGAUUUAUUUUACUUGUCACCUACUAGGGAAGCCCAAAUCUUCUCGAGAUAUCAGUGUGGUUGCUGGUGUUAGUGAGGGCACUAUCAAGUUGGUGUAUCGGCUGUACUACUUGGAGAGGGAGAAAUUGGUGAAGGAGGAAUGGAUCAAAGAAGGGAGAGCUGACUUGGACAGGCUUCCUAAUGAGCGGUAA